Messenger RNA from Dentiscutata erythropus, 1177 nucleotides. Lineage: Eukaryota; Fungi; Glomeromycota; Glomeromycetes; Diversisporales; Gigasporaceae. The record is from the annotation of a GenBank genome assembly.
AAUAAAUCUUAAAGACAUGCAAUUCGAAGAUAAUAAAUCUGGUUGGUUGACAAAACUUGGUGGAAAUGCUUUAAGAAAAACUUGGAAACGUCGCUGGUUUGUAUUAAGGGGAAAUUCUUUAUACUAUUAUCGGCAAAAGGAUAAUUCAGAGCCUGCUGGUGUAAUUAACCUUACAACAUAUAAUUCUGUAAGCCAAGAUUCGUCAGCCACAAAAAAAUCUUCAUAUUGUAUUCGCAUUGAAAAAAUUAUUCGAGAAAAUGAUUCAGUUCAUUCAACACUUAGUUAUCAUACACGUUCUAUAAAAAAAUCCACUACAUUUCUCGUUUUCGCUGAUACAGAAUUUGAAAUGCAAGAAUGGAUUUCAGCUCUUGAAAAACGUUUGGGUGGUCGAAAUAUUGUUGAUAUAGUUUUGGAUAGAUUAGAACUUUCUGGUGGUAUGCACCGUAGACAAGCUAGUUAUAGUUCUUUAAGUUCUUUUUAUUCUAGAAAUAGUGGUUUUGGUUCUUCAACUGGUUCUACUUCUGCUUCAACUUUCUCAUCUCGACGUCCUUCGUUGGAAUCUUUGAGUUUGGAUACUCCACCUUCUAUAAAUUCAAGAAAAAGUUCUAUCGAUUCAUUUAAUGGUGUUCAUCAUGUAAAUAAUAUUAAUAAUAUUAAUAAUAUUAGUAAUAAUAUUAGUAAUAAUAUUAGUAAUAAUAUUAGUAAUAAUAUUAGUAAUAAUAUUAGUAAUAAUAUUAGUAAUAAUAUUAUUAAUAUUUCAAAUAGUACACCUUCAUCACGUCCGGAGACACCAUCAAAUUUAGUUGCAAUGUUUGGAUUAGGUCAACCUAUUCUUCGUAAACCUGCUUCAUGUUCUGGUUUACAAGAUAAAAAAACAAAUAAUACUGGUGGAGGAAGCACAUCUGCACCUCAUCAUACACACGUUCGUAAACUUUCACUCACGUUCCAUAAAGAACCUGUACGUGCACAAACCGCUCCAUUAAUAAUGGUUCAUGGAGAAAAUACGAAAGUCACUUCAUCACUUGAUACAAUAUAUUUUCCAAAUAAUCAUAAUAAUCAUGUAAUUAAAAGUAGUCCAUUAGGUAGAAAAAAGGCCUAUCUUGAUCAAUCUAAAGAGAUCACCCCAUCUUCACCAAUUACUCCACUCGCAAAUGUAUUUCCUAGUCAUUUGAACUAG